Ilex paraguariensis (yerba mate) is the source of this 1057-nucleotide messenger RNA. The record is from the annotation of a GenBank genome assembly. NCBI's taxonomy places the organism in Eukaryota, Viridiplantae, Streptophyta, Magnoliopsida, Aquifoliales, Aquifoliaceae.
UGAUUGCGUCGAUUCGAAGCGUAAAGUACGCUCCAAACCCCCACCUUGCUUUUCCGAUGUCAUGGGUUCUUAUCGAAUCUUUAAUACGAACAAAAACGUGCAAUGCAUCGCCAGACUCUUCGAAUCUUCACUGCACGCCGUACCACUAUCUCUCUCUAAAAGUGAUUGCGUCGAUUCGAAGCGUAGAAUACGCACCAAACCCCCACCUUGCUUUUCGGAUGUUAUGGGUUCUUAUCGGAUCUUUAAUACGAACAAAAACCUGCAAUGCAUCGCCAGACUCUUCGAUCUUCACUGCACUCCGUACUACUCUCUCUCUCCUCUAUCGUCCUCUGUUCACUCUCGUGCUCUCUUUACAAGCCCUAAAAUCAAAAGACCAGCUUCUCUCUCUGAAGAAUUUGUAGGAAGAUAUGUACAAAACGAAGCUUCAGGAGCUUUGUCACCAGUACUCAUGGAAUUUACCGGAGUAUAUGAUCAUGAAAGACGGUCCCGAUCACAACCCUAGGUUUAACUCCACAGUGGUUGUUAAUGGCGUGACUUUUGAGGUUCCAAAGGAUCAAUGUAGAUCCUCUGGGGAAUCCCAGAAUCAAGCUGCCAAACUAGCAUUCGAUCACUUCACUGCCGCUAAAGCCGUUGAAAAUAACAUACCCGAUUUACCACUCGUUAGCGGUUAUCCAAGUCCGUUGUGCUCUGGUUUGUCUACUUCCAAUAUUAAUUCGGAUGUUGGAAUUGUGCUACCAACCCAACAAGAAGAUGCACGAUCUCCCCAGACUAACAGAACUCCAUUAGCUUCCAAUGAAGAUAAGAGGUCCAAAGGUCGGAAAGAAAUUAUUUUGUUUUUGCCAUCUUCUUGUCAAUUACAUUGCAGCAUUGCUUUUCACAUGAGAAUUAUUCUUCAAGGAUUUUGAGGGUUGCCUGAGUCGUUUUACGUUUAAAAACUUAUAGUUAUCUAUAUUUAAGCUUGCUGAGAAAAUUUGUGUUGUUUUUGGGUGAUCGUUUCAAUGCUUUAUCAUGCGCUGCUGAAAGUUUCUCUUAUUAUGAAAAUGCAUUAAGUGAAGUG